Messenger RNA from Ascoidea rubescens DSM 1968, 1640 nucleotides. It is a transcript of the gene FRS2, whose product is annotated as phenylalanine--tRNA ligase subunit alpha. Gene Ontology annotation, cellular component: cytosol; phenylalanine-tRNA ligase complex; cytoplasm. Gene Ontology annotation, biological process: phenylalanyl-tRNA aminoacylation. The transcript has a single exon. The coding region runs from base 48 to 1526 and encodes 492 amino acids. The record is from RefSeq and is a predicted model, not a curated record. NCBI's taxonomy places the organism in Eukaryota, Fungi, Ascomycota, Saccharomycetes, Ascoideales, Ascoideaceae. Gene Ontology annotation, molecular function: tRNA binding; phenylalanine-tRNA ligase activity; ATP binding.
AUCAACACUGGCCUUUUAACGUGAAUUGUUUGUGCGAUUGAACCGAGAUGUCUUUAGAAUCCAGAAUCCUCCAGACUUUGAACGACAGCGAUGAAAUCGUUGGCUCGAAAGGCUUUGAAAAUGAGUCUUUCGAUUCCAUGAAAGCUGUAUUGUCGUCUUUAUUUUCCAGUGAAAUGAUCGAUUAUAGGACAAACACUAUUGAAAAAUGGGUUUUAACAGAUGAGGGUUCAGACAUUGCCAGCAAUGGUUCAUAUGAAUACAAUCUUUUGAAAACAGUUAUAAAAUUGAAUGGUUUGUCCUUGGCUGAAGUUUCGAAAAUCAAAAAUGGUAAAAUUGGUCAAGCAAAAGCUUUCAGAAAUAAAUGGAUAUCAAAAAAUGGCAACACAUUAAUUGCCAGCGAUUUAUAUAAUCUAGAUAACUUGCCAAUUGAUGAAACCGCUGAACUUCUACUUGAGAUUCAAAAAAAUGGUACUUUAGAUAACAAAAAGGUCUUAGCAGACUUGAAAAAGAGAAAGUUGAUUAGCUUGACUAAAGUUUUCACUUUUGAUAUAAAAAAAUCUUCUAAUUUUGCCUUGCAAAAAACAAAAUUUGAAGCAGACAUUACAAUGGAUUUGAUUCAAAAUGAUUCUUAUAAAUCAGCCUCUUUCAAACCUUACAACUUUAAAACUAAAGGUGUUCCAGUCAAUUCUGGUGCUUUGCAUCCUUUGAACAAAAUUAAAACUGAGUUCAAAGAAAUUUUCAUUAGUAUGGGAUUCAAGGAAAUGCCAACAAGUCAGUAUGUUGAAAGUGGAUUUUGGAACUUUGAUACUUUAUACGUGCCUCAAAUGCACCCCGCAAGAGAUUUACAAGAUACCUUUUAUCUUUCUGAUCCAAGUUAUGCAAAUCCACCCGAAGAUAAAACUUAUUGGGAAAACACCAAAAAUGCUCAUGAGGGUGGUUAUUAUGGCUCAAUUGGUUACAGAUAUCCUUGGAAAGGUGAUGAAUCUUUAAAAACCGUCUUAAGAACCCAUACAACUGCUAUUUCUUCACAGAUGUUAUAUCAUUUAGCCAAAGAUCCUAAACCUAUAAGAUUAUUCUCAAUUGACAAGGUUUUCAGAAAUGAAGCUGUUGAUGCUACUCAUUUAGCUGAAUUCCAUCAAGUUGAAGGUGUUUUAGCUGAUUAUAACAUUUCUUUAACCGAUUUAAUUAGUUUCAUGGAAGACUUUUUCAGCAAGAUGGGUGUCUAUAACUUGAAAUUCAAACCUGCUUAUAACCCAUAUACAGAGCCAAGUUUAGAAAUUUUUUCUUAUCAUAAAGGAUUAGAUAAAUGGGUUGAAAUUGGAAAUUCAGGUAUGUUUAGACCUGAAAUGUUACAACCAAUGGGCUUGCCAAAAAAUUUGAAUGUUCUUGGUUGGGGUUUAAGUUUAGAAAGACCUACUAUGAUCAAAUAUGGUGUUAGUAAUAUUAGAGAACUUUUAGGUCAUAAAGUUAGUUUAGAUUUCAUUGAACACAAUCCUGCUGCACGUCUUGACGAAGAUUUAUAUUAAACUAAUCAGGAUUAACGUAAUUUAUAAGCAUACUCUGUAUUUUUUCUUCUAUUUUUUUCCUCUAUUUUUUUCCUUUUCCUUUUAUUAUGUCAUUUUUAAAUAAAUAGUUCAAUU